AUGUCAGCCGUUCAACUCUCAUUCUCGCUCCGCACGUCCUCGGGCGUCAAGACCGUUCAUCUUCUCGGGUCAUGGGAUGGCUAUGCCGGACAACUUCCUCUUUCCAAGGAUAAGACAUCUUCAAAGUCUGGUGCCUGGAAGGGUACAUUCAGAUUUCAGGGCAGCACACUCCAGCCUGGCCAAAGAUACUGGUACUACUAUAUCAUCGACGGAUACCAUGUCUCUCACGAUCCUGGACAGUCAUCCACCACUGAGCCUACCACUGGCCGCGUUCUGAACAUCCUCGAUGUCCCCCAUGAGAAGUCCUCAUCUUCAUCCCACCGCUCCUCGAAGACCAGCUCUUCUUCAAAGCAUUCUUCGUCGGAUAAGGAGAAGCGCUCAUCGAAGCACCACUCUUCAUCUUCAAAGGAGAAGCACUCCUCCUCCAGCUCUCGCCGUGAAUCCCGCCGCGACAGCUUGAGCCUGACCGUCGACAUUCCCAAGGGACGCCCGCUCUCCGUGUCCCAGAUCCAGUCACCGAAGCCAGUCACUCCUCAUGCCACCAAGUACAUCCUCGAGGCCGACUACAGCGCACCUACAGUCGAGGAGUUGACAUCCCGCUUCAGUACCACGACCAUCGACGAGGAGUACGGCUACGAUCUGUCCAACUCACCUCCCUCAUCCGUCGGUUCCAGCCUGUCAAGCCGUUCGGACAGCGACUCGCCCAGCUCCGCAAGUUCCCUCAGCGACUACAGUACGUCUCGCUCCGGGUCCGUCAACUGUACUUGCGAGCGCUAUGGCAUUACUCGCGGAGGCGAUCGUGUCAAGUUAGACUGUGGCGGCUCACGCUGCGGCUACAGCGACGAUUCGAGCUCCUGCUGCUCAUCAGACGAGGAAUACAUUCCCAGCAGCUCUCGCCGCCACGGUCUAGUCGUGAGACGAUGA
Molecule: messenger RNA, 924 nt
Organism: Cadophora gregata
Lineage: Eukaryota; Fungi; Ascomycota; Leotiomycetes; Helotiales; Ploettnerulaceae
Exons: 1
Coding region: 1-924 (307 amino acids)
Source: RefSeq, a predicted model, not a curated record